Batrachochytrium dendrobatidis JAM81 is the source of this 768-nucleotide messenger RNA. RefSeq lists its product as uncharacterized. The record is from RefSeq and is a predicted model, not a curated record. The transcript is spliced from 4 exons. Gene Ontology annotation, biological process: GPI anchor biosynthetic process. NCBI's taxonomy places the organism in Eukaryota, Fungi, Chytridiomycota, Chytridiomycetes, Rhizophydiales. Bases 1 to 768 code for a protein of 255 amino acids. Gene Ontology annotation, cellular component: glycosylphosphatidylinositol-N-acetylglucosaminyltransferase (GPI-GnT) complex.
AUGCAAUUUGAAGAAAUCAUCCACAACGAAGGCUUGAGAGAAUACACUGUUCGAACUCAAUCACCAUUCUCAUGGAUAGUCAUUGACAUAUGUCUUUUUAUGCUGAUCGCAUUGCGCCUUGCAAGUGAAUGUUUCCAACAUGCUAUUCCAUCCACGUUAGCUUCUGGACAGAUGCCACAUCCACUUGAUACAACUUUGUUUAUGACUGCUACUCAGACUCGAAUACACAUUCAAGACGUAGAACGCUCAAUAGAAUAUUGGCGUAUGCUGUGGCUAUGGGUAGAGUUGUUUUUGGGAAAGUUACAGUCGGACAUAUGUCGAUCUACUGUCGAUUUGCGGGCUUUGUCAAUUUCAAUAUGGAGCUCGACAUCUGGACUUGCAGCAUUCGCAUCAGAAAUGCAAGCAUGCAUGGCAUGGUUGUCUCGGUCUGAUGUCAGUCUCUGCAUUCUAUUACUAGUUGUUUUCCGCAUCAUUUUAAAAAUAUCUCAGGUCACAUCAGAAUCAGUGUUGGUAUUUCGAGACAUGGGAAUUCAGCUACAGACACGGUUUUGGGGUGGAUUCCGCUCAACCACACGGUUUAUCCCUGCAUCAAAAAUCUUGUCUGUGAUCAUCAAUGAAGGAAUCACACUCUGGCAGGUGAAGUUUUAUUUGGCGAUUGUCAUUGAAGGCGAAAAUGAAAUGACAGUUGCAUUUUCGAGAACACUUCCUAGAUUACAUAUAUUAGAACGAGUCUAUGUCAAUAUUCGAUCAACACUGAUGCACGAUUAG